AUGGAACAUUCACAUGGGCAUGAGUGGGUGGAAGAAAUCGUCAAAAAGGAUGUGGUCUUACCUCGCCUGUGGCGGCAGCCAUCACUUGAUGUGGCUUACAAUCAGAGUUGUCUCCCAGGCCCCUACUUCCGCUCUCAGCCUCAUUUCGUCAGCCGCUUCGAUAACCUGGAGGAAGAAAGCUCAAGGAGUGAGAAACACAGAAGACGGUCGUCUAAAUGUCGUCUUUGUGCCGCCACCAUCAUCAUCCUUGGUGUCAUUGCUGCUGUUAUCACCGCGUUGGUUACGACACUCGUGUUGAGUCAAACCAGAGCAGCUACUGGAGGUGUAACACCAGCUGACACCACUACCAGCUCCUCACCUCCGCAGGGCACCACUGACGGUGCAUCUGCAGCUGCGACGCCCACCAUCUCCUCGACUUCUUCGGGCACCAGCGACGGUGCUACUGGCAGUGACACCACCACCGUUUCUUCUCUUUUGCCGCACACCAGCGACGGUGGAAUUGCAACUUACAGCUCCACCAAACGCACGCCAUCGCCGGCCGUCAGGGGUGAUGUAUCACCAGAUGCCACCACCACCACUUCCUCACUUUCGACGGGCACCAGCGACGGUUCAACUGCUACUGACACCACCACCCCCUCUCCUUCGACCGGCACCAGCGAUAAUGCAACUGACACUGACACCACCACCACCCCCUCACUUUCGACUGGCACUAGUGACGGUUCAACUGCCACUGACACCACCACCCCCUCUCCUUCGACCGGCACCAGCGAUAAUGCAACUGCCACUGACACCACCACCACCUCACUUUCGACUGGCACUAGUGACGGUUCAACUGCCACUGACACCACCACCCCCUCACUUUCGACUGGCACUAGUGACGGUUCAACUGCCACUGACACCACCAAGCCAUCACUUUCGACUGGCACUAGUGACGGUUCAACUGCCACUGACACCACCAAGCCAUCACUUUCGACUGGCACUAGUGACGGUUCAACUGCCACUGACACCACCAAGCCAUCACUUUCGACUGGCACUAGUGACGGUUCAACUGCCACUGACACCACCACCCCCUCUCCUUCGACCGGCACCAGCGAUAAUGCAACUGCCACUGACACCACCACCACCUCACUUUCGACUGGCACUAGUGACGGUUCAACUGCCACUGACACCACCACCCCUCACUUUCGACUGGCACUAGUGACGGUUCAACUGCCACUGACACCACCAAGCCAUCACUUUCGACUGGCACUAGUGACGGUUCAACUGCCACUGACACCACCAAGCCAUCACUUUCGACUGGCACUAGUGACGGUUCAACUGCCACUGACACCACCAAGCCAUCACUUUCGACUGGCACUAGUGACGGUUCAACUGACACUGACACCACCACCCCAUCACUUUCGACUGGCACUAGUGACGGUUCAACUGACACUGACACCACCACCCCAUCACUUUCGACUGGCACUAGUGACGGUUCAACUGCCACUGACACCACCACCCCAUCACUUUCGACUGGCACUAGUGACGGUUCAACUGCCACUGACACCACCACCCCAUCACUUUCGACUGGCACUAGUGACGGUUCAACUGCCACUGACACCACCAAGCCAUCACUUUCGACUGGCACUAGUGACGGUUCAACUGCCACUGACACCACCACCCCAUCACUUUCGACUGGCACUAGUGACGGUUCAACUGCCACUGACACCACCCCCUCACUUUCGACUGGCACUAGUGACGGUUCAACUGCCACUGACACCACCACCAUUUCCUUGA
Messenger RNA from Pomacea canaliculata, 1776 nucleotides. Its product is annotated as mucin-2-like. The record is from RefSeq and is a predicted model, not a curated record. Lineage: Eukaryota; Metazoa; Mollusca; Gastropoda; Architaenioglossa; Ampullariidae. The coding region runs from base 1 to 1776 and encodes 591 amino acids. The transcript has 3 exons.